Messenger RNA from Vombatus ursinus (common wombat), 3456 nucleotides. RefSeq names its product cysteine and glycine rich protein 1 (gene CSRP1). Gene Ontology annotation, cellular component: nucleus; cytoplasm; Z disc. The transcript is spliced from 6 exons. Gene Ontology annotation, molecular function: actinin binding; structural constituent of muscle. Lineage: Eukaryota; Metazoa; Chordata; Mammalia; Diprotodontia; Vombatidae. The coding region runs from base 110 to 691 and encodes 193 amino acids. The record is from RefSeq and is a predicted model, not a curated record. Gene Ontology annotation, biological process: sarcomere organization; muscle tissue development.
UCGGGAGGAGAACAAAAACAAAGCGGAGGGGCCCGAGCGGGACCCAACGGACCACUGCGGAGAGCUCCUUUCAGCCUGCCCGCCCUAGGAGCCAGCCACCGCUGUCAGGAUGCCGAACUGGGGAGGAGGCAAGAAAUGUGGCGUGUGCCAAAAGACGGUUUACUUUGCUGAAGAGGUUCAGUGUGAAGGCAACAGCUUCCACAAGUCCUGCUUCCUGUGUAUGGUUUGCAAGAAGAACCUGGAUAGUACCACCGUGGCUGUCCAUGGUGAAGAGAUUUACUGCAAGUCCUGCUAUGGCAAGAAGUAUGGUCCAAAGGGCUAUGGCUAUGGGCAGGGAGCUGGAACGCUGAGCACUGACAAGGGGGAGUCGUUGGGCAUCAAGCCUGAGGAGACCCCUGGUCACAGGCCCACCACCAACCCUAAUGCGUCCAAGUUCGCCCAGAAGAUAGGGGGGUCCGAAAGUUGCCCCCGGUGUGGACAGGCAGUCUAUGCUGCGGAAAAAGUGAUUGGAGCUGGGAAGUCCUGGCACAAGGGCUGCUUCCGGUGUGCCAAGUGCGGCAAAGGCCUGGAGUCCACUACCUUGGCAGACAAGGAUGGAGAAAUUUACUGCAAAGGGUGUUAUGCCAAAAACUUCGGGCCCAAAGGAUUCGGCUUUGGCCAAGGAGCUGGGGCCUUGGUCCAUUCUGAGUGAAGCGGCCGACAGUGUUCCCACGUCCCUUGCUCACCUCUGGUGCCUCACCAAUGCCAGCCCCAGCCCUUGUCUAUGUAGACCAGACUAGAUAUGGGAGCUACACGCUUUUUUUCUAUCUCUUUCUUUUCCACCUCUCUCUCUUGCUCUCUUCUGCCACUUCUAACCAGCCUCCGUAACCACAGGUUUUGGCUUUGUGUUGGGUGGGUUUCUGCCUGGGACACUGUGCUCCUAGGGCCCACCUUCUCACCCACCCUACCCAGCUGACACAAUUUCCAGUGUGAACAUUCUAAAGGGCUACUAGUAUUAACGCUUUUACAAGGAGUGAUCUUACACACUCUCCAGAAUUUUUGCCUUUCAGCUCCUCACUCUACCCUGCUGACUAAGUACAUUGGCCGAGGGACCAGAAGCAUUUUAUGGGUCCCAGAAAGCUGUGCCAUCCAGGAGAGAGUGUGGGAAGGGAAGACAAAGGGAAGGAAGGGGACACAAAAUAGAUAUGAAAAGUCUUCCUCAGGUUUGGCAUGUGUACGUAGGGGGAGAGGGGUAAGGAGAAGGGCAUAACAUUUCAGAAAGCCACUUGGGUUAGUUCCACUCCCAGAGGCCUUCAGACAAGGGGAUGGUGGAAGCUUCCACAGGACAGAACCUUGCAGUGAGUCGUUCCCACCAAGUGCUGGAACGGGUAGCACUCCUGCUCAUGUGGGCACACUUUAACACUGUUUGACUACGCAAUUGAAACAGAAUGUUUGGCCUUGGGGACCAACACUGAGUUGACUGGCCAGUGCCGUUUGCCUGAGGCCUAGUGUUCUUGCCCACAGUCUAUACCGUGCCCAGGUUGCUCCUGUCACAGAUGCAGGGAACAGCCCUUGCCAGCCACAGGCCUAGAGCAUCAGGAUCAGGUCCAGAUCACCCCUCCUCCGACUUGAGCUCCCUCAAAGACAGGGUUGGUUUUGGAAUCCCCCAGGGGUCUGUGUCACUGCUUUGAUGGCUAAGGAGUUCUGGAUCAAACUAGACUCCUGAACAUUGAUUGGCCACCCAAACCUCGGGGAACUCAAAACCAACUCUUCUCCUGGGGAAUCUUGAGGCUGUAGGUUUUGCCGGUCAGCCCAGAGACCCUAAUCCUUCCCCGACUUCUCCCAAGGGGUGCUUCAAUCUAGUCUCCACUCUGUAGGACUUCUCCACAUUUGUAAGGGGAAGAUUUUCAGGUAGCUUAGAGAUUCUAAACUACUAUUAGGUAUCUUCCUUCCCACCCCACCCCACCUCCAAAUCAUCCUUCAUUGAUCUCUUUCCAGGCUUUCCCUAUUGGAAACAUAUUUCCCCUACCACCACUACUCUUUCCUUCCUUCCCUCCAUCCCUCCAUCCCUCCUCUCUCUGGGUCUCUUCCUUGCCCAAACCAUCCCUAUCAUUGCUAGACCCUGAGGAAAGGAGCAGAAGGAGCAGUUCUUGGGAAGGUAUGAGGCUGGGCCAUGGCCAGAAGAACAGGAGGUCUUGGAAGGAUCCCAAUGACUAUGAGAGAAUCAUCUGAUGGGCCAGGGCAAAUUUAUUCUGAGGGAUACAUCUACAAUACCUGUCAUUGGGAAGGGCAAAGUAUUUAAGCUAAUUUCUUAUGUAAUGAAUAAAGCUGUUAAAAAAAGAAUCCUGGUAUCCAGAGUCCUGAGAAGAUGGCAACACUGUCAAUCCCCUAGGAACUGAAAGAAACUUGGAUGGGGUCAUAAAAAGGUACCUAAGGGGCCAAGAAGAGUAUUAAGCUUUGCCUACUCAACUUUUUGUUUUCAUCCCUUUGCUGACUCCUUUGUGUUAGGAGUUCUGGAAAGCACCAAGUUAAAGCUGGCUGAGCAUGAUGAUAAGGGAAACAAUGCCAUAUGAGAGCUAUGAAGGAAAUGGGGAUGUUUGCAUGGGUGCACAAUGUGAUAGCUGUCUUCAAGGGUUAUUGUGCGUCAAUCUUAUUCAGGUCACCAGAUGACCCCUGUCACCCCUUACAGCUCAGUCCACAGCUCUUGGGCCCUCCAUUCAAAACCUAAUCACCACCUGGAGUGACCCAUCUGGAGACCCCAGACUUGGGGAUAACCAGCUGGGUACUGCUGAUGUUUUGACAUUUGAGCUGUGAUCUCAGCUAUGAGGUUGGCCUGCCAGACCCAUAGGCUAAUUCCAGAAACUUCUGACCUGGGAAGUCCCGUAAGUGAGAGGAAAGCCCAACCAAAAUCAUCACCAAGUCAAAACUAGAAAGCAUACUUCCAUAGGGGGCAGGGAGGGGUGAUGGGGUUUGGGGAGGGAUAGGCUGGGGACCUGAGUACUCUGACAUGCAAGAAUUUCAGUUCUUAAUUUUUGUAAAAUGUUGAUCAUAGGGAGCCAGGAGGCUCUAAAGGCCAGAUAAGCCCCUGUAUGGUCUUACCUGAGGCUUUCUUUCCUCCUCUGUCACACAGGCCUAUGUCCCCCCAACUCCCUCCACUGUCGAUGCCUACUCUAUUAGCUUGGCCUCCAGCACACUCUGAAUCCCUCAGAUUCUCUGACACAUGGUCAAGAGAAGCUCUUGACCUUCCCCUUAUUUAACCAAGGCAGAGUUUGUGGAUUCUCUCUUCCCCAAUUGCCACUAGGCAAAAGAGCUUUACUAACAUCUAAGGGGAAAAGGUCAAAUAUCAUAUUGGUUUGAACACAGAAAACACCUAUUUUCCAAAUCUUGAUUGUAUAAACCCUGAAUGUGGAAUGACAAAAAUAAUAAAAAUAGAGAGGUGAUGGUAAAAAUUAAUAAAACAUCUUCAUUUGAAUCAAA